Messenger RNA from Crotalus tigris (Tiger rattlesnake), 5243 nucleotides. Its product is annotated as transient receptor potential cation channel subfamily V member 6-like. Lineage: Eukaryota; Metazoa; Chordata; Lepidosauria; Squamata; Viperidae. Gene Ontology annotation, biological process: calcium ion import across plasma membrane. The record is from RefSeq and is a predicted model, not a curated record. Bases 1615 to 3456 code for a protein of 613 amino acids. The transcript has 15 exons. Gene Ontology annotation, molecular function: calcium channel activity; protein binding. Gene Ontology annotation, cellular component: membrane.
CUUUCAAGCCAUCAUAAAUUACAUAUUUAUCUUACCAGAGUAUACACAGGAGAUGGGAAUAGCCUGAGGACACACAAGCAUGUACAAUGUACUUUAUUUACUUGCAAGUUUCUAAAUUUCUAACCACAGACAUUAUAAAUUAAAGUUUCUAAGCAAGCCUAGAGCUAGGUUCAACAAGUUAACUGCAAGAAAGCAAACAGUUUAUUACCAUUCAUAGAUUACAGAGAUAGUAAACUGUGUUGUGACGGUGGCUCAUAGCUGUUCUUUGUUGCUCCAGCUACCUGGAGAAAAUAAGAUUGUACAAUGCAAACUUGAAAAAGAGGAAUAGUCAGUGAAGAAGCAAUUAAUUAGGCAAAAGCAGGAAAACUACAAAGAACAGCCAGUGUUGUCUCUGACUCCUUCACCUGUCCUUUUCCUUUGAGAAGUGGAUUGAAGGAUGUUAUGUAAUUUAGGAGGGCAAAAACAGCUAUUGUGUUAACAGCUGCAAAGAAGAUUGGAACUUGCUUCUUUAAGUAUUUCUUUUUCUGAAUCUAUGUUGUUCCUUUGUGCUUUGCUAUUUUUUUUUUUUUUGCUGAAACUUCCAACUUUGUAAAAAGAUAUAAAUUCAGCCAAUACAGUGGAUGAUAUUUUGGGGGUCUAAUAGUCUGGAGAAGUGUGUAAGCAUGUUAUUGGGCCAAAAUAGUAGUUGCUCUUCGGCAUUGCUGUUGCGUACGAAAUUUGGCUCCCAUUUCUAAAGGUAGAUUCUUCUUGCAAGUUGUCUUUCUCUUUCCUGCAAGAAUCUUUCUCUCUUCCUUGCUACCCCGUUCUAUUUCCCUUCCAGAAAGAUUUGGACCCAUGGAGGAGUGAGGUGCCAUAGCUGAAAAUCACCCAAGUAGGGAUCUAUAACUGGGCUGCAAAAAUCUCAUAGCCCAAAGAAAUGCAGACAAUUUUGAUAAUCCUUGGGGUUUUAACAGUUCAAUUCAGCCUAAUCCUCCCAACUCUGGAAGCCAGCUGGAGAAAGUCAAUCCUGCAGUAUGUGAUAGGUGAGGAAGUUCUUCAGGGCUACAGUUACUAGAUGUCCUCCAGGGCCUGCGAGGGGGCAGCCGGGCCACCUCCGACAUCUGCGAUCCCCAGAAGCCAACGGACCACAGAAACUCUUUGACCCAGGGCCACUCUGGGGAAGGAGGGGGAGGGGAAGUGCUCGUCACGAUUUGCCCCGCCUUCUCCAGCGCCUGUCCCUAUAUUUCCCUCGGCCAGGAUCGCUGCUACGAGUGUGGCUUGGCCGGAGAAUCCUGAGGCCAAGAGGGAAAAGGAGCGAAGGGCUGGCUAGGGGACCCGGCAAACGGGAUAAAACCGCUCUUUUGCGCGCACGCCGCUCCUUUCUUUUCUCCUCGGGAAAGUCGCCCUCGCACCUCGGGACAGCGCCAUUAGCCAGAAAUCUGGGAAUCUCCUCUUUUCUUGGCUGCCAAGGACAACAACGUUCAGGGUCUCAGGAAAUUAAUCCAAGAUGGUUCUUGUGACAUUUAUCAAAGAGGAGCGAUUGGGGAGACGGCACUCCAUGUGGCCACCCUCUACGAUUGCACAGAAGCUGCUGACUUUCUUCUGGAAGUGGCUCCAGAACUCAUCAAUGAGAAAAUGACAUCAGCACUUUAUGAAGGACAAACAGCAUUCCACAUUGCAGCAGUUAAUCAAAAUGUACAUUUAGUGAAAUGUCUGCUGAAGAAGAGGGCUCACAUUUCUACGCCUCGAGCUACAGGACACUUCUUCAGGCGUAACUCCUCACAUCGUUCUUAUUUUGGGGAACAUAUUUUAUCUUUUGCUGCCUGUGUGGGCAAUGAGGAAAUUGUUCGUCUGUUAAUUGAAAAUGGAGCUGAUAUCAGGGCACAAGAUUCUCUAGGAAACACGGUUCUUCACAUUCUAGUUCUUCAGCCGAACAGAACAUUUGCGUGCCAGAUGUACAAUCUCAUCCUAUCCUAUGACAAACAAGAAGGGAACUUGGAACCACUCGACUUGAUUCCCAACAAUGAAGGUCUUACUCCAUUCAAACUGGCUGGAGUUGAGGGUAACACUGUGAUGUUCCAGCAUCUUAUGCAAAAGCGUAAACAAAUAAUGUGGUCUUUGGGGCCCAUUACCACCAUUCUCUAUGACCUUACAGAAAUUGAUUCCUGGGGUGAAAACCAAUCUUUUCUGGAACUUGUUGUAUCAACAAAGAAAAGAGAGGCUCGCCGUAUCCUAGACAUUACUCCUGUGAAGGAACUAGUCAACCUGAAGUGGAAAACAUAUGGGCGUCCUUAUUUCUGUUUCCUAGCUCUGUUUUAUGUCCUCUAUAUGAUUUGCUUCACCAUGUGCUGUGUUUAUAGACCACUGAAAAAUCGCCCAGAUAAUCAAACAGACGAGCGGGAUAACACCAUCUUUGUGCAGAAAACACUACAGGAAUCGUAUCUGACAUAUGAGGAUCAACUCAGGCUUGUGGGGGAGUUAAUUACAGUGAUAGGAGCCAUGGCAAUUUUACUCUUUGAGAUUCCAGAUAUUCUAAGAGUUGGAGCCAAAAAGUACUUUGGACAAACCAUCCUGGGAGGACCUUUUCACAUAAUAAUCAUUACAUACGCCUGUGUAAUCCUGAUAAUCAUGGUAAUGCGUCUGACCAGCACAGAAGGAGAAGUGGUCCCCAUGUCCUUUGCCCUGGUGUUGGGCUGGUGCAAUGUCAUGUACUUUGCACGAGGAUUUCAGAUGCUUGGGCCUUUCACCAUCAUGAUACAAAAGAUGAUAUUUGGUGACCUUAUACGUUUUUGUGGGCUAAUGGCUGUUGUCAUAUUUGGCUUUGCCUCAGCUUUCUACAUCAUCUUUCAGACAGAAAAUCCAAGCAAUCUGGGAGAAUUCUAUAAUUAUCCCAUGUCUGUCUUCAGUACGUUUGAGCUCUUCCUUACCAUCAUAGAUGGACCGGCCAACUAUGAUGUGGAUCUGCCCUUUGUGUUCUGUGUGGUGUAUGCUGCUUUUGCUAUUAUUGCUGCUUUGCUCAUGCUCAACCUGCUCAUUGCCAUGAUGGGUGACACUCACUGGCGAGUAGCCAAUGAACAGGAUGAGCUUUGGAGAGCACAGGUUGUUGCUACUACAGUCAUGCUUGAACGGAAACUCCCGCGAUGUCUUUGGCCUCGGUCUGGUAUUUGUGGCCAAGAAUAUGGGUUAGGAGACAGAUGGUUUCUCAGGGUGGAAGAGCGUCUGGAUGUCAGCAAGCACAAGAUGUUACGCUAUGCAGAGGCAUUUAAAAACCAAGACAAGGAGGAUUUUGUUAAGCUUUCUAGGAAACUAUACCAACCUGAGUGUUUCCGAUUCAAGAAAGAAACAUCACCAUCGGUCUCACGAAGCACCACUCUAAGUAGCUUCCACCGUGGUUGGCAAAUCCUGCGGAACAAUACCUUAAGCCACCUUCAUGGGGAAGCAAAUCAUGCUUUGGAAGAUGAGAUUUAUCAUGUCUGAUAUGCCUCUUGAGUGACUGGUCACAUUACUGGUGCUUUGUGCGCUUCACAAAUUCUUCUUCCAGUAGCUGGUGGGAUCUGGGGGCAGUGAUGUCAGGAUUCGGGAUGACUUCAGUCUUUCUAAGUUCCUCUUUUCCUUUGUUCUCUGAAGGACAAAACUCUGUAGAAAAUGUAGAUUAAAACAAGAUAAAAGAUAAACUCCACAAAUCAGCUAACUUCUAGUAUUCCAGCAACUCUUUAAGAGGUUGAGCAUCAGUUUAUUGCUUUUCCGUUGUUCCACCAAAAGGGUUGGAAAAAAGUUACUGUUUUUUGAUACAGGACUCCAGUGCACUUUACGUUAAAUAGGUGAGGUGGAAUUUUAUCCCAGGUAUAAUUCUUGUGGUCCAUACGAUAGGAUUUCUUUUCUUGGCUGAAUUGAAUUCUGCUAAUGUUUCCCUUGGGGAGAGGAAUAGGGAAAAGGUUUACAAACCUAACUGUAUAUAAUAUACAGCUGCCUCUGUUUAUUCUUGCUGGCUUGGAAUCAAGCCCGUUACUUCCCUUGGACCUGUUUGACUGCUAUUAUACAGCACCAGAAUUUUGCUUAGAGCAAAUCUAAAGAUAAAACCCUAAUGAACUAAAACCUAACUUUAAGUCUAACUUAGUAGGUGAACUUCCUAAAAGUACUGUGUUUCCCUAAGAAGGCAUCAAGAUUUGCUUAAAGUAGAAUGCCAAAGUAAUACUAAAAGUUUUUGCUCAGCUAAAAAAUAACUGCAGCUAAGUUGAGGGAAAUGUUUCAGAGGGCUUUUCACAGUCUCUACUUCCAAAGUGGUGGUUCGGAGAUGGCCUUUCCUACAGAUCCAGCUUGAAAAGAAGAUCUUUCCAAAUAUAAAGUGAAGCAAAGCAGGUGCUUCUUUAAUUUAUCUCUAGCUUUCUUAUCACUUCAAACUUUACUCCAGAAGGAAAAAGCCAAUAUUUCAUCACUUAAAGCUAAUUAAUGACUUACUGCCUUCCCAGCAGCUGAGUGGAAAGUUACUCCAAUUCCUUUCUAGCAGGAGCAAGAGGGAAAGUUGUAGCUGCUCGGAUUUGCCUUUCGAUUGUCCUCCUAUAUUGACCUGAACCAUGUAGCAUUAAAGACUGAUGCAGAUAGUUUUGGGGCAUUGGCAGUCUGAUUCCUUUUUGAUCUAUCAUUGCAUGAGUUUGGCCGUGGCCUUCAAGGAUGAGUUGGCUUGAUUCUCAUUCCAUAACAAAAAUGCAUUUUCUAUGCCCAGAUAUAUCUACUCACUCGGGAGUUUCCAGCUGUAUUUUAAGAUUUAUCCCAGUGAUGAUCUUGCCCUUGGUUGAGCAAAGAAAGUUAUGGGUGCAUUCUCAGAUAUGCCUUCGGGGCAAUAAAAGACCAAUUAAAUGUUGGGUCGGGUGGGUGCCACUUAAAUUGAUUUCAAAUCCAGAAGAUGCCACUCUGCCUCUGUUGAACCCCUUUGAACUCUGAACUGACAGACUUGGGGUAAGAGAAGGAUUUCUAAAGGAGAAAUGGGGAGGAACUUUUUUAUCCAAGGAUGAAGUUCAGAAGAUACCUCUUCAAGAUGAAGUUGGAGAUUUGUCAAAUCACUGUGAUGAACUGAACUAGUCUUUAUUAGUCAUGGUUAUAUGUAUUUCCUUGAUAGAUUUUUGCACUAUAUGUCUGAGACUACAAUUUGCACAUGUAUAAAACUGAUCUAUAAUGCUUUACGGAGUUUAAAAAAUAAUUUCAUUUCAUGUCUUAAUAUUCUGAUUUCAUAUUCUGUCAAAUAAAGUAUUUAUUAGUUAAAGAAA